Alternaria alternata is the source of this 414-nucleotide messenger RNA. RefSeq lists its product as hypothetical. The record is from RefSeq and is a predicted model, not a curated record. Lineage: Eukaryota; Fungi; Ascomycota; Dothideomycetes; Pleosporales; Pleosporaceae. The coding region runs from base 42 to 329 and encodes 95 amino acids. The transcript is spliced from 2 exons.
UGCCCAUCACAACACCAGAAGUCCAUCACUUGCCAUCUUGUAUGCGCAUCCAGCAAUUUUCUAGGUGCAGCGCUGUGCACUUCUCGGCAACCACCGAAUCGGUGGCCUAUGCACUUGCGGCUCCGGUCCGGAUUGCCUAUCGGUGCGCCCCCAAUUAUCUAGCUCCGACUGCUGACUCUCAUGCACAGUGUGAACCUGCUCUUAAAAGCAAUGUCGGCGUGUGGACGCCUCAGUCAGCUUACGUUCAUGAGAAGCUCAUAUCACCAGCAUCAACAAUCACCUGUUCGAAACAACUGCUAGUACGAUUUAUCAUUCUGCAGCACCUAUGAGCUCAACACCAAUCGUAAAGCGAUUAGCCCAAGCUAGGCAGAAGCUGCGCGGACACUAUUCCGGUCCGCGCAGAUAUAUGUACAA